Molecule: messenger RNA, 609 nt
Organism: Trichomonas vaginalis G3
Lineage: Eukaryota; Parabasalia; Trichomonadida; Trichomonadidae
Exons: 1
Coding region: 1-609 (202 amino acids)
Source: RefSeq, a predicted model, not a curated record
AUGGCAUUUGGAGCGUAUUCAUUUCCUUCCAAACCGAAGUCUAUUGCUUCGUGUUGGAUAACAUUGGAAAAUAACUGGCUUUUUAUUUCAAAAUCUCCAGAACCGCCAUGUCUUUUCGCUUCUCCAAUAGAUUUUGAUAUUGUAACAUCAGCAGAAGAACUUAUAGAAUCUCAAAAUUCGAUUUUACUUGUUUCAACAUCUGAUAUCGGUCAAAUUUCCGUAAUAAUUUGUAUGCCAAGUAGAUAUGAAACACUAGCAUUGAUUUCAAGACUUGUGUCCCUUACAAAGCAAUAUAAGAUUGAAAUUAAGAAACCUCUUCAAUAUUCCGAAAUGUCAAUUGAAACAAUUAGUACAUCUUGGAUGAAAUCCAAUAAGCAAAGAUUACUCUUCAAUAAAAAUGGAUUUGCAAUCAGUCGUGAUAGAGAAAUUGCAAAGGUUAUUAAUAUGUCAAAAAUCCAAACAGUAAGCCUUACUCCUGAUGGAACAUACUUACUUAUUAGGACAAAUAUUGAUUCAGAAGAUACAAAGGUAGGUCCAUUUCAGCUUCAACAAGUAAAAGACAUCAUUACACUAUUUUUGAACCUCAGAAGAUCCAGUCCAAGUUCUUAA